Messenger RNA from Aspergillus pseudoviridinutans, 1680 nucleotides. Its product is annotated as alpha-amylase. The record is from RefSeq and is a predicted model, not a curated record. The transcript is spliced from 2 exons. Gene Ontology annotation, biological process: carbohydrate catabolic process. Lineage: Eukaryota; Fungi; Ascomycota; Eurotiomycetes; Eurotiales; Aspergillaceae. The coding region runs from base 1 to 1680 and encodes 559 amino acids. Gene Ontology annotation, molecular function: calcium ion binding; alpha-amylase activity.
AUGAGUUCGCCUUCGAUAUCACGGCGAUGCAUGCACAUCGUUUCUCUUUUCCUCCUGGUCGCCUCCUCACUCGCAGCAAACACGGCGCAAUGGAAACCCAGAGCCAUUUAUCAGACCAUGACGGAUCGGUUCGCCCGCACUGACGGGUCGACGACAGCGCGAUGCGUGGCGGCCGAGAACAUUCGUUGCGGAGGGACAUGGCGAGGAACAAUUGACCACCUGGAUUACAUCCAAGGUAUGGGGUUCGAUGCGGUCAUGAUCUCUCCCGUCGUUAAGAACGUGGAGGGCCGCGUGUGGUACGGCGAAGCCUACCAUGGAUAUUGGCCCGAGGACAUCUACAGCCUCAACCCGUACUUCGGCACGAAACAGGAUCUGCUGGAUCUGAGCGCAGAAGUGCAUAAGCGGGGGAUGUUCCUCAUGAUGGACACGGUCAUCAACAAUAUGGCCUACGUCACCAACGGCAGCGACCCGGCCACACAUAUCGACUACUCGACGCUGAAGCCGUUCGACAGCGCCAGCUACUACCACCCCUACUGUAAAAUCGUAAACUGGAAUAAUUUCACCGAAGCGCAAUGGUGUCAAACUGGUGAUGACGUGGUGCCACUACCCGAUCUCUACACCGAACAUGCCGAGGUCCAGAGCACGCUGGAGAAGUGGGCGCAAGACAUGAUCUCAACCUACUCGAUUGACGGGCUGCGUAUCGAUGCGGCCAAGCACGUCGACACGGGUUUCCUGGCCAAAUUCGGCAAGGCCCUCAGCGACACCUUCAUGACUGGGGAGGUGUUCCAGCCCGAAGUGGACAUCAUCUGCGACUACAAGAACAACUACAUCACCAGCGUUCCCAACUUCCCCGUCUACAAUUCCGUCAUAGCUGCCUUCACCACAGGCAACACGAGUUCACUGUCAAACAUUGUAGAAGUGAUGAAGAACAGCUGCCACGACGUCACAUCCAUGACCAUCUUCACGGAGAGCCACGACGUGGACCGGUUCGCCAACAUGACCUCAGACAUGGCGCUCGCAAAGAAUGUAGUCACGUUCAACAUCCUCUUCGACGGCAUCCCGAUCAUGUACCAGGGGCAGGAGCAGCACUUUCACGGCAAUUAUCACGCCAACAACAGUAACCGAGAAGCCCUCUGGCUGUCCGGCUACAACACCGACGCCGAGCUGUAUCAGCUGGUCGGGAAACUCAACCGCAUCCGCAAACACGCAUACAACCUCGACAACAACUAUCUCGAUAUCGAGUCCUACCCGGUCUACCAGGGCUCCAGCGAGCUCGCCUUCCGCAAGGGUGUCGAGGGCCGCCAGACCAUCAUGCUCCUCUCGACGCAGGGCGCCAACCAGAAAGCGCCGUAUGACCUGAACUUGCCCGUAAGCUUUAACCCCGGUGUAGUAGCGAUGGAUGUCCUCAACUGCGUCAACUAUACCGUCGACGGGGCCGGUCAGCUUGUCGUUCCCAUGGACAAGGGCGAGCCCCGCGUUUUCUUCCCCGCAAACCUCAUGGCCGGCAGUGGGCUAUGCGGCUACUCCGAGUCAAACAUCAGCUAUGUAGAGCUGAAAACGGGCAAGCCGGCAGCGUCAGGGUCUGCGGGUGUGAUGUCGAUGACGCCGGCGGGGAUACCGCUGACGAUUCUGUUCUCUGUUUUCGUGUCAAUAGUCACUGGGUUGGGGUUUGGGGGUUGA